AUGACGAAAGACUCAGAUGGUUUGACCAAGCUUAGUAAGAAGAAGGCAGCCCAGCUAUCAAGGAUAAUCGAGUCCAGUAUUGUCAACGCAAUGAAAUAAGAAUGCUCCUAUUAUGAGACAGAAAGAGGCUCUUUCCAGAGACAAAGUCAAAGAAAUUGAGAAGCAGUCUAAAGCUAGACGGUACCAGUUCAAAGUCAGUGAGCUUGAUUCGAACAUUAAUUUGAAGAAUUAUUUGAUUGACAAAAUUGAAAAUAUGGGCUUGCAGAGUGCUAAAUCACAGGUUUCAGGAAAGAUUGAUAUGUUUCUCAACGAUGUAUUUCGGGUCCAGAACUUAAAAUAACCAAGCUAGAUAUCCACAGAAAGUGAACAAUUAUGAAGAUAAGCUCAGGCGCCUGAAUAAGGCUGGGGUGGUAAACCAUCCUUAUAAGAUACCGUACAAGAAGAUAUAUGAGAGAGGCGAGAAGAAGAAUUUGCUUAAUAGCUAUUACUCUGAUAGAGCAAAUGGCCGUAAAAUAGAGUUUUUAGAUACCAGAAUACCCACACCUAAAAUGAAAACCCGCUCAGGAGCAAGAGAGGUGAAGGAGUUGUUCAUGGACCGACAGAUUAAAAAUUACUCAUGGUUUACUAAUUUGAAGGUUAGGAUUGAAGAGAACUUAAAAAAUAAGAAGAAAGAGAAGUCAAAGAUUAGAAAAGCAGCUAAAAGUAUAAAGAAGAGACUAGGAAAUAAUAAAAUGUCAGUUAAUGGUUUAAACAAAGUCUUCAGCAAUCUCGCCCCUCGGAAAGAUGCUUAUCUCUCUGAUGCUGAUGUUUAUAACUUUAUCAAGGACAAUAAAGGAAAUAAGGACCUUGAGAGUUCUUGUAGAUCUCCUUCUCUUACUAACAAGGAGGGAAUUUUUGAUAAUGGGAAUAAUCUCAACUCGACACAUAAUUCCAGCUUUAAACAAGCAAUCAAGACUCCUCUGAACAAGAACACUAUCUUUACAAGUUUGGAUAGCAAGCAUCGCUAUAAUGUCAAUACUAGCAAGUUGGAGAAGCGAGCAAAGUCUACAGCGAAAGAAGGAAUGGUUAAUGUCACCAUAAAAGAUAAGUCUUUAAACAUCCAUGUAGAGGAGAGUAAGCUCUCUCCUCGGAAGUAUUUCUCUAAUUUCAGAGAGCCUCACUCCUCUAAAAGCAAUUUUGACUCAUCAAAAUACUCUACGAGGAAAUUAAAGGCAAGUCCUUCGCACAGUAACAGAAUUUGUGAAAGAAUUAAGCGAUCAAAAAGGGAAAUCUAUGCAGAGAACUACUCUAAGCUUAAAUCUGCCUCUCCAUGUGUUAGUAAAAUUCCUGCUUACAGGCUACUGAAGCCUAAAUGUUCUGAGCAGGAGUCCUCCAAACUUCGUUCAAAGGUACUCUCCUUUGUCUGCAAGUUGGAUGGACAGAUUCGGAAGACUCGACCUCAGAGAAGACUUUUGGCCAGGAUCCGACCAAAGAAGGUAAUGGAGUUACCUAGAGCACCGAUAGAGGUUCCUCCAAUUCCUUCUCCUGACGAUGUCCUUAACUUGGAUUUAGAGAUUAUCGGAAACAAGCACUAAUGAGCUAUCUUAGUAUUUCAACCAAAA
Moneuplotes crassus is the source of this 1601-nucleotide messenger RNA. The record is from the annotation of a GenBank genome assembly. Lineage: Eukaryota; Ciliophora; Spirotrichea; Euplotida; Euplotidae.